Solanum lycopersicum (tomato) is the source of this 3193-nucleotide messenger RNA. RefSeq lists its product as uncharacterized. The record is from RefSeq and is a predicted model, not a curated record. Lineage: Eukaryota; Viridiplantae; Streptophyta; Magnoliopsida; Solanales; Solanaceae. Gene Ontology annotation, biological process: DNA recombination; 7-methylguanosine mRNA capping; protein dephosphorylation. Gene Ontology annotation, molecular function: mRNA 5'-triphosphate monophosphatase activity; DNA ligase (ATP) activity; mRNA guanylyltransferase activity.
AAUUUUGUUAUUAAUGGCAAUAAUUUUUUCCUUUCCCUCAAAACCCUAAGUGUUGUCUCAGGUGAAACACGUCCCCUCGAGCCUCAGUGUCACGCUGCUCGCAACUCGCAACUCGCAACUCGCACAUCGCUAUCGCCGUCGCUGUCAUAGCAGCUCGCACGUCGCCGUCGCAGCAGCUCCGCACGUCGCAGGCCGCCGCACGUAGCAUCCCGCCUCACAUCGCAGUAGCGCUGCACUUCCAUUCUGCAAUCUCAAAGUGCAUGGUUACAGUCCAAUUAAAGUAUCCAAUCGCUGAUGCUGUCGAGCCAACUGCUGCCAACACUUCCAUCUCCAGCCCUAAUUAAAAAAAGUUGAGGAACAGAACUAUACAUUGCUUACAAGACCCUUGACAUAUGCUUUAUGUUCAGACUUGAAUCACCAGCAUGGAUCUGAAUGCCUUGCCACAGCCAGAGGAUGAUGACGAGAUUUUUGGACAACAAUUAGAAGAUGAACCGCAAGAACCUAUUAUAUUACAUAGCGACGAACGUGCAGAUUAUGUCACUACUGCUGUAGAGAUUUCACGUCGCGAGCGGGAGGAAAGGAUUCAAAGACUUAAAAGACAACAUCCAGAUGAUAGACCUGCAUAUCCAUCUCAACCACGAAUGCGGGAUGAGAUCUUUCAGACGAAGAGACAGAAGCCAAGCAGCAGACUUCCUCCAGGUUGGUUGGACUGUCCUGCAUUUGGACAGGAGAUAGGGUGUAUUAUUCCUUCAAAGGUUCCAUUGGAUGAAACUUUCAAUGAUUGUGUUCUUCCUGGCAAAAGAUACUCGUUUAGGCAAGUCCUCCACCAACAGAGAGUUUUAGGAAGAAAACUUGGUAUGGUGAUUGAUCUCACCAAUACAAGUCGAUACUAUUCAUUGUCAGAUUGGAGGAAAGAAGGCAUCAAGCAUGUAAAGAUUCAAUGCAGAGGCCGUGGGUCUGCACCUGACAAUGAGUCUGUAAAUUUAUUUGUCUAUGAGGUUUCACAAUUUCUUGCCCGUCAGAAACAUGCAAAGAAGUAUAUUCUUGUCCACUGCACACAUGGGCAUAACCGCACAGGGUUUAUGAUCAUUCAUUAUCUUAUGCGUACACUACCAAUAUCUGUCAGUCAGGCAAUUAAAAUUUUUUCUGAUGCUCGUCCUCCUGGGAUCUAUAAGCCAGACUAUGUUGAUGCCCUAUAUGCCUUCUAUCAUGAGAAAAAACCUGAAAUGGUUGUUUGUCCUCCAACACCUGAGUGGAAAAGAUCUUCUGAGCUUGAUCUGAAUGGUGAUGCUAUGCCUAAUGACGAUGACGAUGGAGGUCCUACAGCUCCUUUGACUGACAAUCUUGAAGCACAAGUAGUAACCUCAAAUGAUGACAUUUUGGGAGAUGCAAUCCCCCAAGAUCAGCAAAAUUAUUUACGACAGUUCUGUUAUCAAGCACUGAAAAUGACCCCAGGGGGUAGAGGCCCACAGUUUCCUGGUUCACAUCCAGUCUCUCUUGACAGGGAAAACUUGCAGUUAUUAAGGCAGCGUUACUACUAUGCUACAUGGAAGGCUGAUGGGACACGAUAUAUGAUGCUGAUCACAAUGGAUGGCUGUUUCUUAAUUGAUAGGCAUUUCAACUUCCGGAGGGUUCAGAUGAGAUUUCCUUGCAGACACACUAAUGAAGGUUUAGCUGAAAAGACCCACCACUUCACUUUACUUGAUGGAGAGAUGGUAAUUGAUACUUUGCCUGACACACAGAAGCAGGAAAGGAGAUACCUAAUUUAUGAUAUGAUGGCCCUGAACCAUGUGUCUGUCAUCGAGCGACCCUUUUAUGAACGGUGGAGAAUGAUCGACAAAGAAGUGAUUGGUCCAAGAAAUUAUGAACGUCAACAUAUAUACCAGAGUAGAAACCCUUACUAUAGAUAUGAGUUGGAGCCUUUCAGGGUGAGGAGGAAGGAUUUUUUUCUGCUCUCUACUGUAACAAAACUUCUCAAAGAAUUUAUCCCAAAGCUUUCACAUGAAGCUGAUGGUCUUAUUUUUCAGGGUUGGGAUGAUCCUUAUGUUCCUCGCACUCAUGAGGGUCUCUUGAAGUGGAAAUACCCUGAAAUGAACUCAGUUGACUUUCUGUUUGAGGUGAUCGAUGAUCGUGAAUUGCUGUAUCUACAUGAACGAGGGAAGAAGAAACUAAUGGAGGGGAAUAGAGUUAUUUUCCCAGUGAUAUUAUUUGAUGGAGUUGAAACCUUCAUUAGAGAAUGAUCUAAAAAGUCAAGGGGGCUAAUUCACUCCUCUUGCAGCUGUCAAGAUUCCUCUUUGGUGCUAAGUAGUACUCUCUCCGCUCUCUUUUACUUGGCCCACGUUGACUUAGCACCUUCUGUGUCUAUUAUACUAAACCCACAUUUUUAUUUAUGCUUUGGAAUUUAAGUUUGACUACUAAUACUUUAUGUAGUUUUUAAUGAUAAGGGUAAUAUUGGAAGAAAAUGAUAAAAUCUCUUGAUUUGCGACAAGUAAAAAGGGAACUCAUUUGUAUUACCAGGGACAAGUAAAAAAGGAACUGACAACUGAGGGAGUAGUAAGAAUAUAUAUACAAAAUCUAGAGGUACUUCUUGCUGUGACUAAAACCUUACGGCAAGGUUGCUAUUUCACAACUGAUCCUCCUUUCUGAUCCUACUCUCUUGUAAGCUCAAGAUGCAUAUUCUUCUUAGCCAAAAAAAGAAAAAGUAGAUACAUUUUCUUGCUUUUAUUUUUUGGUCUGUAAAGGCUUAGUGUAAAUAGAAUGUGGAUAUUCCACAACUUGAAAUUGGAUCAGAUGCUAAGGUUAAAGAGAUCAGACAUAUUAGUUUGGAUUAGUUGGAUCGCCAGAACAAGAUUUAAAUGAAUCAAGGGGUAGUCGAAGCUUCUUUUGCAAUUUCAGGAACGUAACCAUGGAACCACAGAAAUUCCUCGUCACAUGUGAUUGUGAACAAGAUGAAUCCAAAUAUACACUCUGUUUGGAUCAUUGUUAUCGAUUGUGUUGUAUUGUAUCGUUAUCAUACCUACAAUGUUUGUUCGAAUUGUUACUUAACAUGUAUUGUAUUGUAUUGUUAAAUUUUGUUGUUACUUAAUUUCUUUUUUCAAUGUAUCUUACUUAAUAUUUCAUAAUACUAUUUUACCCUUUUAUCCUAUAUUAUUUGAUUCUAGUCAAACCCCCUACCCUAGAAUAAUUAAGGAAA